Canis lupus familiaris (dog) is the source of this 4073-nucleotide messenger RNA. RefSeq names its product olfactory receptor family 52 subfamily U member 1 (gene OR52U1). The record is from RefSeq and is a predicted model, not a curated record. The transcript has a single exon. Gene Ontology annotation, cellular component: membrane. Gene Ontology annotation, biological process: G protein-coupled receptor signaling pathway. Lineage: Eukaryota; Metazoa; Chordata; Mammalia; Carnivora; Canidae. The coding region runs from base 28 to 1005 and encodes 325 amino acids. Gene Ontology annotation, molecular function: olfactory receptor activity; G protein-coupled receptor activity.
UCUAGGCUGCUACACCUGGGUGUCACCAUGACUGUGUGCAAUGUCUCCCUGGGGCAUCCUCCUUUCUUCAUUCUCCAAGGCAUUCCCGGGAUGGAGGACAAACACAGAUGGAUCUCUAUCCCCUUCUGUUCCAUGUACUUCAUCACCAUCCUUGGGAACUGCACCAUCAUCUUCAUCAUCUGCACAGAGCGCUCCCUGCACAAGCCCAUGUUCCUGCUCCUCUGCAUGUUGGCCCUCACAGACCUGGGCAUGUCCACUACCACCAUUCCCAAAGUGCUAUGCAUCUUCUGGUUUAGACACAGUGAGAUCAGCUAUGUGGGCUGUCUGGUCCAAAUGUUCUUCAUUCACUCCAUAUCGGCCAUGCAGUCUGCCAUUCUGAUGACCAUGGCCUUUGACCGCUACGUAGCCAUCUGUGAGCCCCUGCGCUAUGCCACCAUCCUUUCCAAUAGUCGCAUUGGGCUCAUUGGCUUAGUGAGUUUAGUAAGAGCCAUCCUUUUCAUUCUGCCCAUGCCUGUCCUCCUCCAGAAGAUGCCUUUUCAUGCGAAUCAUGUCAUCCCCACCACCUACUGUGAACACAUGGCUGUGGUGAAGAUGGUGUGUGUGGACACCACAGUCAACCGGAUAUAUGGUCUGGUGGUGGCCUUGUUGGUUGCCGGGCUAGACAUCUCAGCUAUCGCCUCCUCUUAUGUGCUUAUCAUCAAGGCUGUCUUGCGACUGUCUUCUAAGGAAGCCCACCACAAAGCAGUCAACACUUGCACCACUCAUAUCUGUGUCAUGCUUAUCUCUUACACGCCCUCAUUGUUCUCUUUCCUCACUCACCGCUUUGGCAGGGGAAUUCCACUGCAUGUGCACACCAUUCUUGGAAGUCUCUACUUCCUUGUACCUCCAAUGCUCAAUCCUAUUAUUUAUGCAGUGAAAACCAAGGAGUUUCGGGAAAAACUGAUCAAAUAUGGGUACUGGAAGAAGGAGCUCAAAACCAUUACCCAUGGUCCGAAGCCUGUCUGAUCAUCCAGCACUGGUGGGAAAGAGAUAAAAAUGUUAUCCAGAGGCAGUUUCCAGGAGAAUUGGCUCAUGGCAGAAAAGUGGUGUACAUUCAGAAUGAGUACUGGAAUCCUCAGACGCGGAAGCUAAAUCACAGAAGACCACUUUGCUGUCAGUAACUCCAAAGGAAGGCUGUCAUCCUUUGUGAAAUGAAAGUGAUAUAGUCUCUGCAUUGCUGGCAUGGUGGUUGGGCAAAUUACAUGUGAUCAUGUGUGUAGAAGGACCUGAAUACAAAACUUGCUGAACACAUGUGAAAUAAGAUGGAAUGUUUCCCCUUGCAGGUAACAUAUAACAAACAAUGACUUGUCUGCCAACUUGCCAUGCAAAGGCAAGGUGUGAUGGGAGCGAGUGUGCAUUUCUAUUGGGGUGUGUAAGGGGAAGUAAGAGGUAUAGUUUGGGGACAGUAGGAAGGGUCAAGGAAAGUACAAGACGGUAUUUAUAGUUACUCCAUUAUUUCAUUUGCUAGCCGAUGUUUACUUAGAAAACUUUGUUGUGUCCAUGAAGAACCAAGGAAUAUGCACAGGUGACAUAAUCUGUAACAGUCAGAGACAUUUCAGAGGAAAGGGAAAAAGAAAAGUUCCUGAGCUUAAAAGUUGCUAGGUAUUUGACCUAAUUUUGUCCUGGUAAAACCUCCCAGAGUCCUCUCUCCUGCUCCUCUCAAUUGAUUCACUGUUUGGUAAGAUUCUCUUAACAAAGAGAAUUUCUGAGAAUGUCCCGUUAAAGGUUUUUGUUCCAAAAGUCGGUUUUAUCCUGGAACUCUAUGAUUACAGACCUCUGCAAAGCAAUUUCUGUGGGUGCCCACGAAGAUGUCCUGAACAGGUAUUCAGGGCGGCUGUGGAGCUCAGAUCCUGUGCCCAGAUGUUGGAAUUCGUUACAUUCACAGGACAUUUGUUUCCAGCUCUAGAGAAUUGAUGCGGAUGUAAUGGAAAGUAUUAGAAGUUGCGUGAUGUUUGAAAGCAGAAAGAUCCUAGUGUUUCUAUCAUGUUGUAGAACUAACAUAUGAGGCAGACUUCAGUGAAAAAGAUGCCUCUCCUUAAUGCCACAUGGCCACCAUUUAGAGGAGACUCCUACAGUUCGUCCACUGGAAGGAAAUACAUGAAAUUUCUUCAGAAUGUUGUGCCCGCUGUAAGAAAUAGCAAGAAAUGUUUGCAGAACCCUGAACAGUUGAAUACCAAGGAGGGAGAGAGCUAGGACAUUUCAAAACUUGACCUACGGGGAUAAUGUUCAGGAGAAACAAUGAGGACUCACUAGACAGUGCCUUUUCUAUGGAUGGAAGAAACAGGAGCAGUGUGGGGGGAGGAAUAGGUUUUUGCAUGUCAGCAAGGAGUCCUCAGGUCAUACAUUGAAUCCUCCUUCGAUAUAGACAUCAUUCAAACCAACACAAAACCCUGAGCAGAGUGUUCUAUGGUUAAUAAUUUAAUUGUCAAAUAAGUAGCAGAGAGUGAACACGCCGGGGCACCCAUUGAUCUGAAGUGCUGUGGCAGCAGAAGGCUGGUUUUGCUCAGAACUGAGAGUGACUUUCUUUUCAUCUGGUUUGAAGAGAUUUUCAGGUACAGAAGAGAGUCCACCUGCUGUAAAUAUUUUUACAUUUAUUUUUUCAUGAGCUACUCUAUAGAUAUGAGAAGCCAUUUUUGUUUCACUGAAAUUAAGGACUAAAACUUUAUUAACGCCUGAACACAAUACACUAGGAAGAAUGUAUGUGGAAUGCUGGCAGUAGCAGCUGAUUCUGGAAAAUUAUGGGGAGCUAGAAAAUCAGAGAUGGCAAGGGAAGGGAGCCCAAUUCUGUCUUCAUUUCUCACUGGGCUUUUUUCCUUUUUUACAAGUGUUAUUAAUCUGUGAUUGAUUGUUCUUCCUGUAGGGUGGGCUUCAUUUCUCUCCUGAGGCCUUGCUGGAAAAGUUACUGAGGACACACAUGUGAACUGACUAGUUUUUGUCACCUUUAUAGAAAAGGUGAAAAACUAGAAGGAUAUUCAUACAUUUGAUACAAAACACAUAUAAAACACAUUCUGCUUUCUGCCAGGUAUUCUAAUCUGAACAAAGGCCAGUUCAUUUCAUGUUCCUUUUCUCCAUUAUAUUUGGAGAACUUGAGCCUUGAUGUGUCUUAACAACCAAGUAAAAAAUUAUAAAUAUUUCUAUGAAUGAAUAUAUAAUGUUUUAUUAAAAUAAAUCACUCCUAAUAACCUGUGAGUACGGCAACAACUGUCACUGGAGUCUGAGUUCCUGGCACAGAAGAACUAGCAAUUUCACCACUGGGGAGUGUAAGCUGGGUGCCCCAGAAAGCACGGCCUAAGACACAGCUUGGAUAUGGGCAGUUUCUUGAGACAACCGAUCGCACAGGAUGGGUGUGCACAACAGGUCAAGUGAAAGCUGGAAAAAAGUAAAGCCAAUACAGGGAUUUUUUUUUUUUUUUUUUUUUUUUUAUCAAGCUGCACAGGACUAGAGGAGACUGGUGUCCAACAUUGCUAGGACCAACUGAAGCGCUUUAGGAAAUGCAUUUCAGAAUUGUUGUCUUCAAGAGAUGAGAGGAUUUUACCUGUGGCUCCUGUGUACUCAUGUCCUCAACCCUAGUCAUUCGAGGCUGUAUGCAUGACAGCAGAGCUGGGGGCUGGUGUCCAUGGCAUGGAGUUAGGGAGGCCGCAUGGCUAGGAGCUCCAGGUACUAGGUGUCACCUGAUGUCUACUAUCUGAUCACACCUGCCUGGAAGUGGUCCCAGCACCGGUGGCUGAAUAGUAUGUGUGACCAAGGGCAUUAGGCAGUGGCAUGGAGUUUACCUGCUGAAACAGUCCACAUGACUGAGACCUCACCUGGUCUGUGAACUUGCUUUGAGAUUAACAGGAGCUCCCUCCUUGAACCCAUCCAACAGAAUUGUUAUUUUAACUUUAAGCUGUUACCAGAAAUUAUCUAUCUUUAUUAUGAUUAAUUCAAUUUCAACAGUUAUAAUCAACUGAGGUAACCUUUGCUGGUAUUCUCUAAAAAUAUUCCUUAAAAAUAUUUUAAAGAGCUCCAGAAAGAGUUUCUAUACAUGUACAUGG